Molecule: messenger RNA, 4491 nt
Organism: Lutzomyia longipalpis
Lineage: Eukaryota; Metazoa; Arthropoda; Insecta; Diptera; Psychodidae
Exons: 2
Coding region: 1298-3922 (874 amino acids)
Biological process (GO): proteolysis
Molecular function (GO): aspartic-type endopeptidase activity
Source: RefSeq, a predicted model, not a curated record
CGCACUUUGCACACAAAAUUUGACAAACAUGCGUCACAAAAUAAAUUCCACACAGCAAUUAAAAGAAGAAGAAGAAGACGAAACAAAAACAAAAACAUGCCAAAACUGUCAGAGUCACUUCCGGAAAAAAUCACAAAGAGACUAACGUGCCAACACAAAGAGGAGCGAAAAAACCCAAAUUUUCCUCCAAAUCCAAUUAAUUCAGAAGGACGAAGAAGUCAAAAAUUUUAUUGUCCUUCAACCCGGACACAUACAUCCAUCCACACAAUCAUUACAGGUGACGAGACAACACAGCUCACACACCAUUCACACAACAUAGAAUCAACAUCCACACAAUCAUUACAGGUGACGAGACAGCACAGCUCACACACCAUUCACACAACAUAGAAUCAACAUCCACACAAUCAUUACAGGUGACGAGACAACACAGCUCACACACCAUUCACACAACAUAGAAUCAACAUCCACACAAUCAUUACAGGUGACGAGACAACACAGCUCACACACCAUUCACACAACAUAGAAUCAACAUCCACACAAUCAUUACAGGUGACGAGACAGCACAGCUCACACACCAUUCACACAACAUAGAAUCAACAUCCACACAAUCAUUACAGGUGACACACAGCGCACACAACAGUCACACAACAGUCACACAACAUAGAUUCAAACUCCAUUCCACACACUCAUUACAGGUGACGAGACAACACAGCUCACACACCAUUCACACAACAUAGAAUCAACAUCCACACAAUCAUUACAGGUGACGAGACAGCACAGCUCACACACCAUUCACACAACAUAGAAUCAACAUCCACACAAUCAUUACAGGUGACGAGACAACACAGAUCACACACCAUUCACACAACAUAGAAUCAACAUCCACACAAUCAUUACAGGUGACGAGACAACACAGCUCACACACCAUUCACACAACAUAGAAUCAACAUCCACACAAUCAUUACAGGUGACGAGACAGCACAGCUCACACACCAUUCACACAACAUAGAAUCAACAUCCACACAAUCAUUACAGGUGACACACAGCGCACACAACAGUCACACAACAGUCACACAACAUAGAUUCAAACUCCAUUCCACACACUCAUUACAGGUGAGUGUAUAUUACACAUUUACCUUAACAUUUUAUGGUCCUCCGAGACCUUGGUCAACCAAUUUGAGUUGACUCGGAAGCAGCGCUAAAUGAUUACAGUCCUCGUUUAGAAAUUGCUCUGCCAAAUAUUUAAUAUCCCCCGAGUUCCUAGUUUUUUGCAAAGUAAGGGCAUAAUUCAUUCGACAUGCCUUUAGCGGAGAAGAGAAUCACCCUUAAAGGGCACCUCACAAGAAUCGAAGCAUAUGUGGAAAGGGUCACUACUGAGCAACAGGUGGUCACAGAGGUGGAUGUACAGGGGAAUCUUACCAAGCUUAAAGACAUUGAAGUACAGUUGCAGGUGGUGCAUGAGUCGUUAGUUGCAAGCAAGACAGCUAAGGAAAAUGAAGCAGAAGAGCACGCUCUUUUGCAGGCAAGAAUAGAGCGACUUACAUCUCAGCUGUUGCAAUUAUUGAGUCAAUGCGAAGACCCGGAGGAAGAUGAAGCUAAACAGGAGGGUCCACCGGUGACUAUCCAUGAACCACAACAAGGGCCCUCAGCAUUUCAUUCUAUUCCUGAAUCCCUUACGAAUAAACCCCUCUUUUCCACUUCGGACAAUGUUCCUUGGGAGCCCCAUGCGGGACCCUCCCGACUACAUACCCCAAUACCUCAAACCAUGCAACCGAACCUUAUUUCGCUGGGAGAAGUGCUCAAUCGUCUCGUUGAGUUUCAAGCGGGAGCGGAAAUGAGGAACACAAGACUCCUGGACAAAAUUGGAGAGGCACUUCUUAGUGGAACUCAAAAUCAUAACCACGCACUCCCAAGACUACCAACCCUUUCCCUUCCUGAGUUUUCUGGUGAAUAUACUGCAUGGCAGCAUUUCAAGGACAUGUUCACCACCAUGGUAGACAGAGACAGUAGACUAAGUCACGUCCAAAAAAUGCAAUACCUUAUGAUGUCGGUGAAGGGAACUGCCAAGCGACUGAUUGAGGAUUUGGCGGUGUCAGCAGACAAUUAUGCCGUUGCUUGGAACGUGCUUUUGUCACACUAUGAAGACCAGGCUGCCGUUGUUCACCACCAUGUCCAGAAGUUCUGCAAGAUGGCAACGGUUACCAAUCCAACCCCGGCAAGCUUCAUGGAACUUUAUACCACAGCAAAUUCAGUGCUGAACUCACUGGAUGCCAUGAGCGUGUCUAGCAGAGAUCCAUGGGUCAUCUAUUUGUUGCUUAACAAACUUGAUCAGGAGACGAAAGUCUUAUGGUCUCGCGAGAUAACCAGCAACUCUCCUACCAUUCCAGAAUUCAUGCAAUUCUUAAAAAACCGCAUGAAAUCCAUUGAACGAUGUCACCCAAUAGUGUCCAAGGGAACCUCAGCUCCAACUAGACCGAGUUCAACAGUACCAUUUGGCACCAGGGGGUCCAACAGCACAGUCAUGGCAUCCACAUCCGCCAAUUCCACCGCUCGAUGUCAUGCAUGCAACCAAACAGACCACAAGAUUUUUAGAUGUCCCAUAUUUACAACAAUGGCUCCCAACGACCGCCUAGAAUUGAUUCGCAGCAAUAAACUCUGCCGCAAAUGUCUCACAGAUACUCAUCAGAUCAAGGAAUGUACAUUUUUCGCAUGCAGGAAGUGUGCAGGACCUCAUAGUACGCUUCUUCAUGACGCAUUUGCGCUCGCUACUCCUCAACCAACAUUGAACACCGCAGCCGUAGCCACAGUUGAUCAAGUCGCCGAAGAUGACGACACACAAUCCCAGGGAUCUCAAACGCAUGAGAAUGUGGAGCAAUCAGCAGUGCUCGUUGGUUCGUCCACCUCCUCUAAGUCGGCCAGAAGAGUCUUCCUGGAGACGGCUGUAGUCAGAAUCCUCGAUAAACAUGGGAACCUGGUUCAGUGUAGAGCAUUACUGGACUCGGGUGCACAGGCAAACCUUUUGUCGCAAUCCUUUGCACAAAGACUGAAGCUGCCCUUCUCAGGCUCAGACACGGUGAUCGGUAGUGCAGGCGCAGGAACAACCCAAUCAAAAUAUGAAAUGAAAUGUGUGGUGAAGCCGCGAACCAAUCAGGAAGUUAGCUUCACACUGAUGUGUCAGAUUGUCCCAUCCAUCCUACAACAGAAGCUUCCUAAUUGGGAGGUUAACACCCAAGACAUUCCAAUCCCAGACGAACUGAUCCUGGCCGAUCCCGCAUGGCAUGUGCCACAGGGGAUUGACUUACUAAUAGGAAAUGAAUUCUACAAUGAUAUAUUAACCCACAAUAUAAUCCGUUUGGGCACCGGACUUCCGAUCAUGAAGGAAACCCAAUUUGGAUGGGUAAUUUCAGGAGCCCAUCGGAAUCAAAUGCCAGCUCAACAAACUGUAUGCAUGGCUGCCACUGUUUCAACACCAAGGGAGGUUCUAUAUGCAGGUUCUCCAACGGUACCUCGUCAGUCUCCCAGUCAAAACCAGCGUCAUCCAGUAAACCCCAGACGUCAAUCACAAGACCUGAAAGAUGAGAUUUCUCCACGUCUCCACGGGAAAGUGACCCCAAGGGUCAGAUCCAAUCUAAACAUUUCACAUCACCAAGUUAUUAGGAACCCACCUGCAGAAUACAAGACAAGGACGAUAGUCAACACCAACUGGAAGUCACAUGGCGCUCUCUCGUUCAAGCUGAGAAGCGCAAGGCACAGAUUGUUAGCAUUUGGAGACAUCAGCAUUGUGCGUGGUGACGCAAACUAUCAAGCAAUCAGCAGCGCAAGAUGGAACCAGAAAGAUGCACAAUCUCUGGGAGCUCGUUGGCAGGAAGAUAACUCCCCAUCAUCAGUCAUGAUGGUUGAGGGACUAUCGCCCUCAGCAUAGGCCCCCCCCCAGCAUGUUAACGCACUUUGCACACAAAAUUUGACAAACAUGCGUCACAAAAUAAAUUCCACACAGCAAUUAAAAGAAGAAGAAGAAGACGAAACAAAAACAAAAACAUGCCAAAACUGUCAGAGUCACUUCCGGAAAAAAUCACAAAGAGACUAACGUGCCAACACAAAGAGGAGCGAAAAAACCCAAAUUUUCCUCCAAAUCCAAUUAAUUCAGAAGGACGAAGAAGUCAAAAAUUUUAUUGUCCUUCAACCCGGACACAUACAUCCAUCCACACAAUCAUUACAGGUGACGAGACAACACAGCUCACACACCAUUCACACAACAUAGAAUCAACAUCCACACAAUCAUUACAGGUGACGAGACAGCACAGCUCACACACCAUUCACACAACAUAGAAUCAACAUCCACACAAUCAUUACAGGUGACGAGACAACACAGCUCACACACCAUUCACACAACAUAGAAUCAACAUCCACACAAUCAUUACAGGUGACGAGACAACACAGCUCACACACCAUUCACACAACAUAGAAUCAACAUCCACACAAUCAUUACAG